Molecule: messenger RNA, 5579 nt
Organism: Thrips palmi
Lineage: Eukaryota; Metazoa; Arthropoda; Insecta; Thysanoptera; Thripidae
Gene: siz
Product: IQ motif and SEC7 domain-containing protein 2
Exons: 9
Coding region: 27-3554 (1175 amino acids)
Biological process (GO): actin cytoskeleton organization; regulation of ARF protein signal transduction
Molecular function (GO): guanyl-nucleotide exchange factor activity
Source: RefSeq, a predicted model, not a curated record
CAGGCUGCUGAGUCGCCCAGCACAACAUGUUCCAGCUGAGCCAGGAGUCGAGCGUCAUCUACCAGGAGGCCGUGCCCCUCCGCGCCGGCCAUGUCGGCCACGUCGGCGUGCACCACGACCUGGAGGUGCCGCGGCGCCGCUUCUACCGCUACGUGCGAACCUCCACGUCCUCCGUGACCACGUCCUCGUCGUCGGCCACCUCGGCGUCGUCGGCGUCCUCGCGCCGCCAGAUGGAGCCCCUGGCGCCGCACAACCGGCAGGACGACGAGACGCCCAGGAAGCUGAUGGCGCUGCGGGGGCUGCGGCAGUACGCCAGCACCGACUACUACCUGCACGUCAGCACCAGCUCGCCGCACAAGGUUGACCGCGCGGCGUGCGGGUCGGCGUGCGGACCGGGGCCGCCGGCCUCCUACAACAACUGGGCCAAGAAGGGCUCCGUGCGGAACAAUGGCGAGGUGCUCAAGCGCUCCAGGAUCCAGACUGCGUACGAGCUGUCCCAGGACCUGCAGGACAAGCGCAUCGAGAUGCUGGAGCGGAAGUACGGCGGCGUCAAGGCGCGCACCGCGGCGCUCACCAUCCAGCGCGCCUUCCGGCGCUACACACUGCUCAAGAAGUUCGCGGCCAUCACGGCCAUGGCCAAGGCGGAGAAGCGGCUGAGCCGGCGGCUGCAGACGAGCGCCGACCUCUGCGACGCCGGCGUCGCGGGGCCGCUGCCGCCCUUGGGGUCCAUGCCCUUGGGGCCCAUGCCCUUGGGGCCCAUGCCCUUGGGGCCCAUGCCCCCGCUCAGCCCCGUGGCCGCGCCGCCGCCCGCCCAGGGCGUGAGCCCCGUCGCCGUCGCCGGCCCGGCCCCCGGCAUGGGCGCCGUGCAGACCCAGGGCGUGCAGGGCAACCAGGUGAACCCCAGGGCCGUCCCCGUGCGAUCGCUGUCCCUGCGCGAGCGCCGCCUGCCCCGGAGCCAGUCCAGCUGCUGCGGACAGCCGGGCCAGCACGGCCAGCACGGCCCCGCGCCGCCCGGGCUGCAGCAGGGCCAGCAGCUGGAGCACUACGACUACUACCAGCAGCAGCACCAGCAGCAGUGCACCGCGUGCCACGACGGCUCCGUCACGUACUGGGACUCCACCACGGCGCACUUCUACUCGCCGCACGAGUCCUUCGCGGAGCACGACAUGAGCUCUUCGAUGGGGCCUGUGCGCGGGUUCGCGCCGCUCGGCCACGGCCACAGCCACUGCCUGGCUAUCAUGCACGCCCACGGUGGCGGCCUCGACGGCCUAAGCGCCGUCGGCAUGCUGACCGUGCAGGGCGACCCUUGGUCCACCCUGAGCCCCUGCCCGCCCUGCCCGUGCCCUGUGUCCUGCCCCUGUAACUCCUGUCCGAGUCCCUUGUCCUCCUCGCCCGCGGGCAGCGUGUCUAGUGUGGCCAGCUACCAGUCGCGCCACCGCAGCAAGGUGCCCCCCGACGUGCCGAAGCGCACCUCGUCCAUCACGCCGCUGCCGGGCGCGGGCCAGGGCCUCGGCCAGGGCCUCGGCCAGGGCCUCGGCCACCAGGGCCGCACCUCGCUGUCGUCGCUGCCCGGGCGGCUGGGCGGCGGCUCGCUGGGCGGCGACAGUGGCAGCAUCACGUCCGUGCACUCGUCGGGCUCGGACAGCAGCAGCCACACUGCCACCGCCAGCGCGGGCUGCGACCAGCGCUGCGACCAGCUCUGCGACCCGCGAUGCGACGACGGCCCCGGCCGCUCCACGUCGCCGCUCUGGAAGCGCAAGGAGCAGGAGUGCUCCGCCGGCCUCGUCCUGCAGGGCCAGCUCCAGGGCCAGCUCCAGGGCCAGGCGCAGCAGCUGCAGGGAAGUCCUGCCUUCAACAUGCAGGAGCCCCCACAGCACGUCAUGUACAAGGUGUCGGAAACUGUGAGGAAGAGACAGUAUCGAGUCGGGCUCAAUUUAUUCAACAAGAAACCGGAGCGAGGAAUCAGCUACCUUAUCCGACGAGGCUUCUUAGAAAAUUCCCCUCAAGGAGUGGCUAGAUUUCUCAUCUCUCGCAAGGGACUGAGCAAGCAGAUGAUUGGAGAGUAUCUAGGCAAUUUGCAAAGUCCCUUCAACAUGGCCGUGCUUGAAUGCUUUUCCGACGAGCUGGACCUCUGCGGAAUGGCUGUGGAUGUUGGUCUUCGGAAAUUCCAGUCCCACUUCCGCAUGCCAGGAGAAGCGCAGAAGAUUGAGAGGCUGAUGGAAGUGUUCUCAACAAGAUACUGUCGCUGUAAUCAGGAUGUUGUCGCCAGACUACGUUCACCAGAUACCGUCUUUGUCCUAGCGUUUGCUAUCAUUAUGCUCAAUACUGAUCUUCACACUCCCAACAUCAAAGCCGAAAGACGGAUGAAACUUGAGGACUUCAUAAAAAAUUUAAGAGGAAUUGAUGACUGCCAUGACAUCGAUAAAGACAUGCUUGCUGGCAUUUAUGAUCGUGUGAAGAGUAAUGAAUUCAAGCCAGGCUCUGACCAUGUCACUCAAGUUAUGAAAGUCCAAAGCACGAUUGUUGGAAAGAAACCUAACAUGGCGUUACCACACAGACGUUUGGUUUGCUAUUGCCGCUUGUAUGAAGUACCAGAUCCUUACAAAAAGGAAAGACCAGGAGUUCACCAAAGAGAAGUUUUCCUCUUCAAUGACUUGCUUGUAAUCACUAAGAUACUUUCCAAGAAGAAAAAUUCUGUGACAUAUACAUUCCGACAAAGUUUUCCUCUGUGUGGUAUGAUGGUGACUUUAUUUGAUGUGCCAUAUUAUCCCUUUGGAAUUCGAUUGUCUCAGCGUGUGGAUGGGAAGGUGCUGGUCACCUUCAAUGCUCGCAAUGAGCAUGACCGUUGCAAGUUUGCAGAAGAUCUUAGGGAAUCUGUUUGUGAAAUGGAUGAGAUGGAAAAUCUACGUAUUGAAGCUGAGCUGGAUAGACAGAAGAGCAGUCACGCUGUGCGAACUGCUAGAACUGGUGCUGCUGGCAGCACUGGGGGCAGUUUGAACAAUAACUCUGACAACAGAGAUUCAGGUGUGGCUGAUGUCGAAGCUAUGUACACAUGUGGGCCUCAGGAAAACUGUGUACGAGGAGAAGCUGAAGCUUGUGGGAUGGAACGAGAACGUCUUGUGUCUACUGAUGUAUCCCUAAAACGUUCUGCUCUCAGUAAUUCCCUCCUUGAUAUUCAUGAACAAUUUAUAGCUACCGAGAAACCUCAGCGCAGGGGCAGUGUUGGGUCCCUGGAUAGUGGAAUGUCCAUCUCUUUCCAGUCAACAUCAGCUAGCACAGUGAGCAGGGACUCCUCUCCUCAGAAUGUGCAACCAUCUCCUGGUGCCAUUGCCAAAGGUGUUGGCAAAGCAGUGUGUCAUAUCCAAAGUCAUCCACACCAAAUGCAGCAGCCGCACAAUCAUGUGUUGCACCCAAACCACGCAGGGCACAUGGGCCAUGCUGGGCACCCUGCCCACCCUGGGCAACCGUCUCUCUUGAGUGGUUUAUUUGCGAAGAGAGAACGGAAGGUUUUUCGAGAUGAAAACAGCCCAUACAGUCGCAGUACUGAAGUCUAGUCCUCUCUGGCCCAUUGCCUGUGAAAUCUCUAGUCCUGAUCUGGCCAGUGAUAUUGACCUAGAUCUUUUUUUAGCUGCAAUUUGACAGUUGAGUGAUAAACUAUGUGCAUAUUUUUUGGUUGUUCUUUUUUUAAAAUUGUAUCGUUUCAAUCAAAGUUGUGUUAUAGUUGCUUAGAGUGUCUUUGGGUAACCGAUUUGAGCAACUCUAUGUUUAUCAUUUGUCCUGUGGUUCCUUGUUUUGUUUCAUUCAACUGUCAAAAUGCAAAGGAUGUUUGUGGGUCUUCUUAGUUCUAUUUUUCUUAACUUAAUAUCUUUCUUUCUUGACCCUGUUAUAAACUUUGUUGAGGCUGUGUUUUGUGGUUGUAAAGGUGGCUUAUUAUCAAUUUUGGUUUCAUGUUAACUGAGAGUCCUUACAGGCUUAUGUACCAAAGCCUAAUGAAAUGUGCUGUUUCCCUUCCUAUGUUCAUUCACUUGAUAGGGUCCAAACUAGGGAACUUGAGACUGCACUUAACGGAAGGUGCAUUUUAUCCAGCUCAGCAUUAAUGUCAACUUUGUCAAAUUGUCAUAUGUAGUUGACUUGGACUUAUUUUAAAAAUAACUUCUUGGAAACUUUAUUACCUUAACUUGUUGCCAAUAAGAUAAAUUACAAUAUUGUCAUUGUUUGGAAGUAUUUAAACCAUGGUCAUCUACUUCUGUUUUUAAGUUUUAUAGUAAGAAUGUAAAUGGCAUGUUCCAUAAACUAUUUUUAACUUUUUUGAACCAAUGAUCACUCUGUUGUCACACUGCCAUUCUCCCACACUGUUUUAAGCGCAUGUGGAGCAGUUUUUGUGUCUUCUAAUUUUCAAAUUGUUUAGUCAUUCCUUAUAGAAGCCAAUUUGAACUUGUGGUUGUUCCGCUCUGUUUUUGCACUGUCUCGAUUUAAUUUUAUCUUCUUGUGGACCAGUACUUUUAUGUCUUUUUCCUGUUUUGUUUUUUUUGUUUUUCUUGAUUUGGUUGGUGACUGGUUUGGUGUUUGUAGUCUGCAACGAUUGCCAUUGAUUAUAUCUGAUAAUGUCUCAUUUAUCGUGGCUGAAUUAUGCUCUGGAUAAAAUUGUAACUGUAUAAAUUUUCUGCAUAAAUAAUAAGUUUGAAGGGUUCAUGAUUUGUUUCGAUAAUUUUUUAAAAUGUUACCCGUUUCUUCUUUGUAUUAUUUUUGUCUGAUUGAAAACUUGUUAAUUUAUCUUAGGAAUUCCUAGUAUUGUGGGUGCUAGUCUGUUUUCACCUUCCGGUUACAAUUAAACCUGCUUCAGGUUCUAACUUCCCUUUGUGGGUCAGAGCCUUUAUAAGUCAUGUGCAGUGUGCUCUCUAGUUAAUUAAAAUACAAUAUACCCUCCUAAAGGGCCAGUCCUUUAGGAGGGUAUGUUGCAUUUUUAUUCAGUUUUGUCUUUCUCAGGCUUAUGUUCAAUAAUUUCUGUUUUUGUUACAUAAGAAUGUGAAAAAAAGAAGUCAAAAUUGCUCGGAUGUUGUCUUUAUAAUGGGGGGUGUUCUAAUAUUAUGAUCGUAAGCUAGCAACGCCUCGGAAGUCUUUUUCCUUUGUCUAAUUUAAGUAAUCUAAUCUGUACAUAUUGUAAUCUCAUAAGCAAUAUUUAAUGUUUUGUAUAUCUUUUGUAAUCCAUUGUAUACCUUUUCUAAUUAAUUUGUUUAAUACUUCUUUACCAAUCAUGUUGUUUGGAAUCAUCUGCAUGCCAAUUUGUUUGUCCUGUGUUAAAAUUUUGAACCAAAGUUUUACUUUAUUGAGUUGACGUUUUCUUUCUUUGAGGUUGGUGCUUUUAGUCCCCUUUAUACUCAGCAAUAUUGAGAAGGAUUCAUUUAAGUUUAUGAUAAUGUUAAUAAGAUUAACUCAUAGUUUUCUAUAAUAUAUGACUUUUAUUCAUCAUUAUUAUCAUUUCUCAUCAAACUUCACUGUAAAUAUGUAUCUAUUGUGUACAGAUUCUUGAAGAGCAGGCGAUUGUUACCUAGAUGAUAAAUAUACCAGAAUAUAACAGA